Puccinia triticina is the source of this 306-nucleotide messenger RNA. RefSeq lists its product as uncharacterized. The record is from RefSeq and is a predicted model, not a curated record. The transcript has a single exon. Bases 1 to 306 code for a protein of 101 amino acids. Lineage: Eukaryota; Fungi; Basidiomycota; Pucciniomycetes; Pucciniales; Pucciniaceae.
AUGGGUCUUGCGCUGCACGGUUUGGGUGGCGAAGCCCGGCAUGGGGACUCGAAGAAACCCCAUCUUGUAUCCUUCCUCCUUGCUCCGAGCGUGGCUCCCGUGGAAAAACUGACCGUCCCCGAAAGCCUGACCGUAGUCCAAAAACUGACCGCCGCCCCAAGUCCAAACUCAAACAUAAAGACGGCCCUAUCAAACCCAAACACAAACCUGAUUCCCAUGGAGGAGAUAAACCCCAACAUGGCCCCCAUUAAUUUUCCAAUUGCAUUCCAAUUAAGCAUGGUGCUAUAUCUGACCUUGAUCUCGUGA